AUGUCGAGAGAAGAAGAUGCGGGUCAAAUUCCAGAAGUUAUGUAUGAUUCCAAUACAAGGACUCAAUACAAAAGAGGAAGGUUUUUCGGAAAGGGUGGAUUUGCAAAAUGCUAUGAAAUUACAAAUGUACAAAACAAUUUAUCUUUUGCCGGAAAAAUUGUAUCCAAAAAAUUAAUGGCAAAACAAAACCAAAAGGAAAAAAUGACUCUGGAAAUUGAAAUUCACCAAUCUCUUAAUCACAAAAACAUUGUUAGGUUUUAUAACUUUUUUGAAGAUCAAAGCAACAUUUAUAUUGUUUUGGAAUUAUGUAGAAAAAAGUCUAUGAUGGAACUUCACAAACGCAGAAAAGCUAUUUCAGAACCUGAAACAAGGUUUUAUAUGAAACAAUUACUUAGUGGAGUUAACUAUUUACAUUCAAAUAAAAUAAUUCAUAGAGAUUUAAAAUUGGGAAAUUUAUUUUUAAAUGAUGAUCUUCAUGUAAAAAUUGGUGAUUUUGGAUUGGCUGCCAAAAUUGAAUAUGAUGGUGAAAGGAAGAAGACUCUUUGUGGCACACCAAAUUAUAUUGCUCCAGAAAUAUUGAACAAAAAAGGUCAUUCUUUUGAAGUGGAUAUUUGGUCAAUAGGAUGUAUUAUGUACACAUUACUUAUUGGAAGACCACCAUUUGAAACAAGUAGUUUAAAAGAAACCUAUUCUAAAAUUAAAAAAUGUGAUUAUAAAAUAUGCACCAGUAUUUCCUUGUCAGCAAAACAAAUGAUAAUGAUGAUGCUUCAAGGAGAGCCAAAAAGUAGACCAAAAGUAUAUGAAUUGGCCAAACACGAAUUUAUGGCUGGAUAUUGCCCAUCUUCACUGCCAGUAAGUUGUUUAACAAUGGCUCCAAGGUUCGAUAAGGCAGAUGUUUCCAUAAGAAAACCUUUACUUGAGAUAAACCAUGGUGAUACAGGUGUAUCUCCACACAAAAUGCAUGACUCCAUAGCUGCUGGCUUAGCUGCAGGAGCACAACCACAAGCAUUUGACGCUAGAGAUAAUUUCGAACAAUUGAGAAUUAUGUUGUUAAAGGUCUUAAAAACAAAACCUGCAAGAAAUCAAAAGUUUUUGGAUGAAAUGACUGAUCCACAAGCACAGCCAAUGAUAUGGGUUUCAAAAUGGGUUGAUUAUUCAGACAAAUAUGGAUUUGGAUAUCAACUUUCAGAUGAAGGAGUGGGUGUAAUGUUUAACGAUACCACAAAACUAAUAAUGCUGCCAAAUGGAUUAAAUGUGCAUUAUGUAGACAGAAAUGGUGAAGAGUCAUACAUGACUGUUGAUAAUUAUCCAAAACAAUAUGACAAGAAAAUGAAAUUGUUAUCAUAUUUUAGUAGAUACAUGCGUGAACAUUUAAUAAAAACUGGUGCUUUUAUUGCUAAAGAAAAUGAUAGUAUGUCUAGAACACCUCAUUUACAUCAAUGGUGUAGAUCUACUUCAGGAGUUCUUAUGCAGUUAAACAAUGGAACAGUACAGAUGAAUUUUGGAGAUCAUACAAAAAUUAUAAUGUGUCCGCUAAUGGCGGCGAUAACCUACAUAGAUGAAGAUAAAUCCUUCAGAACGUUUAGAUUUUCAACAAUUGAGCAAAAUGGUUGUUCAAUGGGAUUAUACGAAAAAAUGCGAUAUGCUUACGAUAAAAUAUCUGUAUUGUUAAGCUCUUAA
This is a messenger RNA of Brassicogethes aeneus, 1680 nucleotides long. Lineage: Eukaryota; Metazoa; Arthropoda; Insecta; Coleoptera; Nitidulidae. The record is from the annotation of a GenBank genome assembly.